UCUCUCUCUCUCUCUCUCUCUCCCUCUCUCUCCCCCCCCUUCCCCCUCCCUCUCCCUCUCUCUCAAUAAAUAAAUGAGAAAGAGUUAGGAAGACCAGUGGAGGAAUAUCUUCGCAUUUGAGAACACGGGCAGGCUUUCUAAGCACAGAAGCCAAGACUGACUUUAAACAAGAAAAAUGGGUUAGCAGAUGCAGCAUCACAAGAGCCAGGAAAGCCAAUGGCAGAUAAGAGGAAAAUAUUUUUCACCUCUGUGGCACGAAAGUAAUUGACAGAGGUGAGAGAGAAGGCGUACGGAGCUGUGGGCACACGUUUGGAGGCUGCUAUCCUCGGAAGAGAGGCUUAGUUGGUUUUGAGCCCUCGGAAAGGGCUGUGGGUGGAGGUGAGUGUGACUUCUUCGCGCCCCCGCGGGAAGAGACUUCCGCUCCAAGGAGGCGUUGACUUACAGCCGCCUGGGUGCACUUGGCCUGGAAGUCUGCCUGGUGGGGGUGGGCAUGGCCUGGAGCGGAGGUGCGGGGGGGGGGGGGGGGGGGGGGUGGGGGGUGGUAGGCGUGGAGACCUUUCAGGCCCGCCCGCCCCCGUCUGUCAGGAGCCUUUCUAAAAUGAGCACUGGCUGCACUGCAAGGGCUCCAUGUGGUCUGUUCUGCCAGAGCCUGUGGGGAGUCUUUUCCCUCUCCUUCCCUGAGGACACAGGCCAAUAUUGCCCGGAUGGUUUGAGGGCAGGGGAGGCCUGUGCUGUGGGAGGGGCAGAUGGUAAAAGCUCAUUGUAUUCCAUGGAGAGGGGCCAGACCUCCCCCCCCCCCCCCCCCCCCCACCGGGUCCGGGCUCACAAGCCCCAGCUGUAAUGUGGAAAAAGGAACUCCUGGCAGGAACAGAAUUGACCGUCAAGUUGCUGAGCGUUGCUGUUCUCUUUGGAAUUGCCUGGGUGGGUGGCAUCAUGGCACAUGCUUGGGGACCGGGGAGGCGGUGAGCUUGGGAGGCAGGCCAGCCUGCCGGUGCUGGUGACGGGCAGCAUGACUCCUUCUCCAACUUAUCUGUAAAAUGGGCCUGACGACGUGUUGCCUGUCCCUUUGGACGUAAAGGCAGUGAGCGUGCCUCACUGCCGUAGCCGGCUCACCUGGCUUGUGGCAAGCAUGAAAUGCAUUGGCUGUUCCUGCUGUUAGGGCUUCUGGAAGAGAAACAGGUCUGGCUCUGUUGCCCUCUCUCGCUUCUCUGGUCACCCGACGGGAUAGUGAGCAGAUCUUCAGUCUCAGAAUGCACAACUUUAUUUGUUUAUAUGUUUAUUUUUAUGUUUAUUUUUGAGAGAGAGAGACAGACAGACAGACAGACCCGGAAUCCAAAGCAGGUUCCAGGGUCUGAGCUGUCAGCGCAGAGCCCGACGUGGGGCUCGAACUCACAAACCGCGAGAUCAUGACCUGAGAUGAAGUCGGACACUUAGCUGACUGAGGCGCCCCUAGAAUGCGUACCUUUAAAUUGGAGAAGAUACGACUUCAUUCCAUAUGCCCCGUAUCUUCAUACACCAGUUUUCAAUGGUUCCAGCAGGUCUCCACGGGAGAAAGAACCUGUUCAAAAACACAAAAGCAAAGAAGCCACUCCCGGGAAGGAGAAGCACAGCGAUCACCGGACUGACAGCCGGAGGGAACAGGCGUCAGCGGCCCCGCCCCCAGCGGCCCCCUCCACGGGUUCCUCGGCCAAGGGGCUCGCUGCUAACCACCACCACCCCCCUCUGCAUCGGUCGGCUCAGGACUUACGGAAGCAGGUUUCGAAGGUAAACGGAGUCACUCGAAUGUCGUCAUCUCUGGGUACAAGUGCGACCGGUGCCAAAAAGAUGCGCGAAGUCAGACCUUCACCGUCCAAAACUGUGAAGUACACUGCAACGGUGACUAAGGGGACUGUCACAUACACCAAAGCCAAGAGAGAACUGGUCAAGGAAACCAAACCCAAUCCCCACAAGCCCAGUUCCGCCGUCAACCACACAAUCUCAGGGAAAACCGAAAGUAGCAAUGCAAAAACCCGCAAACAGGUGCUAUCCCUCGGGGGGGCGUCCAAGUCCACCGGGCACGCCGUCAAUGGCCUCAAGGUCAGUGGCAGGUUGAACCCAAAGUCAUGCACUAAGGAGGUGGGGGGGCGGCAGCUGAGGGAGGGGCUGCGGAACUCCAAGAGGAGACUGGAGGAGGCCCAGCAGCCCGAGAAGCCGCAGUCGCCCCCCAAGAAGAUGAAAGGGUCGGCCGGCUGCGCCGAAGCCCCCGGCAGGAAGGCGGCCGCGGCGCUCCCCGCGGCCCCGGCCCCCGCGGAGAGAGCCCCGCCGCCCGGCCACGCCAAGAAGGAGGUGCCCGAGCGGAGCUCGGAGAGGAGCCGGCCGAAGCGGGCCGCGGCCGGCAAGAGCACGCCGGGCAGACAAGCACACGGCAAGUCGGACGGCGCCUCCUGUGAAAACCGUUCUACCUCGCAAACGGAGCCCUUGCACAAGCCGCACGAGGCGGCGGCCAAGCCCGACAAGGGGGGCGGCCGGGCCGGCUGGGCGGCCAUGGACGAGAUCCCCGUGCUCAGGCCGUCCGCCAAGGAGUUCCAUGACCCGCUCGUCUACAUCGAGUCGGUCCGCGCUCAGGUGGAGAAGUACGGCAUGUGCAGGGUGAUCCCGCCUCCGGACUGGCGGCCCGAGUGCAAGCUCAACGACGAGAUGCGGUUUGUCACGCAGAUUCAGCACAUCCACAAGCUGGGCCGGCGCUGGGGCCCCAACGUGCAGCGGCUGGCCUGCAUCAAGAAGCACCUCAGAUCUCAGGGCAUCACCAUGGACGAGCUCCCGCUCAUAGGAGGCUGCGAGCUCGACCUGGCCUGCUUUUUCCGGCUGAUUAACGAGAUGGGCGGCAUGCAGCAAGUGACUGACCUCAAAAAGUGGAACAAACUGGCGGACAUGCUGCGCAUCCCCAAAACCGCCCAGGACCGGCUGGCCAAGCUCCAGGAAGCCUACUGCCAGUACCUGCUGUCCUAUGACUCCCUGUCCCCGGAGGAGCACCGGCGGCUGGAGAAGGAGGUGCUGAUGGAGAAGGAGAUCCUGGAGAAGCGGAAGGGGCCCCUCGAGGGCCACACGGAGCAUGACUACAACAAGUUCCACCCCCUGCCUCGCUUCGAGCCCAAGAACGGGCUCAUCAACGGCGUGGCCCACAGGAACGGCUUCCGCAGCAAGCUCAAAGAGGUGGGCCAGGCCCAGCUCAAGACGGGCCGACGGCGACUCUUUGCUCAGGAAAAGGAAGUGGCUCGAGAGGAGGAGGAGGACAAGGGCAUCCUCAGUGACUUCCACAAAUGCAUAUACAAGGGAAGGUCUGUGUCUUUAACAACUUUUUAUCGAACAGCAAGAAAUAUCAUGAACAUGUGUUUCAGCAAGGAGCCCGCCCCGGCUGAAAUCGAGCAAGAGUACUGGAGGCUCGUGGAAGAGAAGGAUUGCCACGUGGCCGUGCACUGUGGCAAGGUGGACACCAACACUCACGGCAGCGGAUUCCCAGUGGGAAAAUCAGAACCGUUUUCAAGGCACGGAUGGAACCUCACCGUCCUCCCCAAUAACACAGGGUCCAUCCUGCGUCACCUCGGUGCUGUGCCUGGAGUGACAAUUCCCUGGCUAAACAUCGGCAUGGUCUUUUCUACCUCAUGCUGGUCUCGAGACCAAAACCACCUUCCCUAUAUCGACUACUUACACACUGGUGCUGACUGCAUUUGGUAUUGCAUUCCUGCUGAGGAGGAGAACAAGCUGGAGGAUGUGGUCCACACCCUGCUGCAAGCCAACGGUACCCCAGGGCUACAGAUGCUGGAGAGCAACGUCAUGAUCUCCCCGGAGGUGCUGUGCAGGGAGGGAAUCAAGGUUCACAGGACCGUGCAGCAGAGCGGUCAGUUUGUCGUCUGCUUCCCGGGGUCCUUUGUGUCCAAAGUGUGCUGCGGCUACAGCGUCUCUGAGACCGUGCACUUUGCCACCACCCAGUGGACGAGUAUGGGCUUCGAGACGGCCAAGGAAAUGAAGCGUCGCCACAUAGCUAAGCCGUUCUCCAUGGAGAAGCUCCUCUACCAGAUUGCACAAGCGGAAGCAAAAAAGGAGAACGGCCCCACUCUCAGUACCAUCUCCGCCCUUCUGGAUGAGCUCAGGGACACGGAGCUGCGGCAGCGGCGGCAGCUGUUCGAGGCCGGCCUCCACUCGUCCGCCCGCUACGGCAGCCACGACGGCAACGGCGCCAUGGCGGAUGGCAAGAAAAAGCCUCGAAAGUGGCUGCAGCUGGAGACGUCAGAGAGGAGGUGUCAGGUCUGCCAGCACCUGUGCUACCUGUCCAUGGUGAGCCCGGGCGAGCGGCCGCGGGUCGGGACGGUUUUCGCCCCUGCCCCUGUCCAGUGCACUGCCCUGCGGAGUUGGGGCCGUCUUGGGUCAGGACGGACGGUUCCCCCCAGCGGAGCAGCCCUGCUUCCAGCCUCCUGGCCUCUGGCGGAAGCUGCUGCUCCUGCGGUCGUCCGCCCCGCUUCCGUCCUCGUUGGCUUCCACAGCGGCCCCGCCAGUGUCCCCGGCCCGCCCAGCCCUGGGCUUAGCCGUGCUCGUGCGGUCACCGUGUCUCCCCACGGCCGUCCCAGGCCAGAGCGGGGCUCGGGCACCUCAGGGGAAUGGCCGCCGGGCUGGUGUGGCCCGUGGGGGUGGCCGCCCCCACACAGGGCGGUCUGGACGCCGUGCACCUCUGCCCGGUGCUCACGGCCCUCCAGCGACGGGAGCUUAGUGUCCUCACACCCGCGGUGGCACUGACGUCCCACGUGGUCGCCGAGGCACGGGGCAUCAGGCACACCCCUGUCCCCCUCCUGGCCUCGUGCCUGGAGGACGCCGCCUCACCCCGUGUCCCCCAGCCCUCGGCCGGGUGCCCUGCAGAGGUGGGGGACCCCCAGCUGCACCCAUGCAGUCCGAAGGCUGAGAGAAGGGGAGAACUGCGUCAGUCCGCACCGCACGCAGGGGGCUUGGACGACCGUCCCUUCCCUCCCCUCCCCUCCCGUCCCCUCCCCUCCCAGCUCUCGAGGCCGCGAGUCUGGGCUCCAGGAGGCGCUAGUGUGGGUUUCGUCCGAGGCCUCUGGGUCCUUGGCGAGCAGAUGGCCACAGUCUCCCCGGGUCUUCUUCACGUGUGCCCUCCCCCACCCCUCACCCGGAGGGUCUAGGUCUUAACCCCUUCUUGUAAGGACACUAGUCCUACUUGGGCCGGACCCUCCCUGCGACCUCGUUUUACCCCAGUCGCCUUGUUCUGGGCCCCGCCUCCAAAUACAGUCCCGUUCUGAGGUAUUGGGCGUUAGGACUUACCUGAUUGGGGGCGCGGGGGGAGUGGGGGGGAUAGAAUGGCAUGCACAGCGGCCACACACGUGCACACGGAUGCUUCCCAACUUAGGACGUUUCCACUUUGCGAUGGUCCAAAGCUGGUAGGCAUUUCGUGGAAACUGUACUCGGAUUUUUACUUUAGAGCCGCGCCCUCACCCCCCCGCGAUGUGCCACGGGGUCCCCCGUGUGACGCAGAGCAGCGGUGACCGCGGCUCCCAGCCAGCUCUGCAGUCACGAGGCUGAACGGCCGAUUCUCUCACAACCGCUCUGCCCCAUACAGCCCUUCUGGCCUCACGUUCAGCACGGCGUUCAAGCAGUCACACGGGACAGUCAGCGGUGUCUUGUCACAUAGGCUUUGUGCUGCGGGACUGGGCCCAGUGUAGACUGCUGUCGGGAGCACGCGUCGGGGGGCCCGGCCGAGCCGUGCUGUCCGGGAGGUUAGCUGCCUAACGUGCAGUUUCAGCUUUAGGAGGUUUUCAGCUCUCAGCGGCUCGAUCGGGGUGUAGCCCUCUUAGAAGUCCAGGAAGAUCUGUGUUUUCUUCCGCCUUAGUCUUUCUUUUCCAAGGCGUUUCUGAGGAGAGAAAAUCAAGAGCCGUGCUCUCUGAGAGAAAGAAAAGCAUAAGCAUUUCCCCGGGUCUUAAAAAUGCUUUGUGAGCAUGGCUCAUAAAAGCCACAUAGUCCCGUGGGCGUCCCUCUUGUGUUGGAACGGAGUUACUCCCGUGGGAAAGUGUCCCGUUACUUCCCACGACCGUGAACAGCACUGUCACGACCUCCGUGCGGGGCACUGGCCUGUUCCCGUGGGUUUGUUUUCGGGCUGUCACCAGGCAUUUCCUAGCAGCCUGACUGUUGUUUUAAGAAAGCCUACGUUGCAGUGCCUCCGUAAGCAUCUGAUUCUCGCUUUCGGCUCAGGUCAUGAUCUCACGGUUUCUGAGUUCGAGUCCCAAGUAGGGCUCUGUGCUGACCAUGUGGAGCCUGCUUGGGAUCCUGUCUCCUUUUUUCUCUCUUCUCUCUGCCCCC
Prionailurus viverrinus (fishing cat) is the source of this 6342-nucleotide messenger RNA. It is a transcript of the gene JARID2, whose product is annotated as jumonji and AT-rich interaction domain containing 2. The record is from RefSeq and is a predicted model, not a curated record. The coding region runs from base 1783 to 4770 and encodes 995 amino acids. Gene Ontology annotation, cellular component: nucleus. Gene Ontology annotation, biological process: chromatin remodeling. Gene Ontology annotation, molecular function: DNA binding; histone demethylase activity. NCBI's taxonomy places the organism in Eukaryota, Metazoa, Chordata, Mammalia, Carnivora, Felidae. The transcript is spliced from 12 exons.